Pieris macdunnoughi is the source of this 384-nucleotide messenger RNA. The record is from the annotation of a GenBank genome assembly. NCBI's taxonomy places the organism in Eukaryota, Metazoa, Arthropoda, Insecta, Lepidoptera, Pieridae.
AUGGCAAAGCCGAUACCAGCUGAUUUCGAUCUUCGGCAUUUAUCUAGAGACGUAAAACCAGAAGAUAGCUACUUUGAGAAAACACUUAAUAAUUUUAGUAAAGGCAAUGGUAAGGAUUUAGUUUUAGGAACCAUAAGUGGGUGGAUAACGGGAGUUGGAGUAAUAAAAGUUGGCAAAACAGCUGCCGUAGGCCUUGGUGGAAGUAUAUUGUUACUCCAUUUUGCUACGGAAUUAGGAUAUUUGUGUGUAAACUGGGAAAAAGUAAGAGAAGCUAUGAGUUAUAGUCAAGAGUUGAUGGAUGCUGUACUGCGGUUCGUGAGAAAAAAUAGCUGUUUCUCUGUCGGAUUCGUUGGCGGUUUCUUCUUUGGCGUAGGAUCAACGUGA